CUUUUUUUCGCGGUCUACCGAGAGAUUCGAAAAGACUCGCGAAACAGGCACGAAUCUCGCCCUCAACGCAGUAUUACGUCCAUCUUCGGACCGCGAGCUAGAGUCUCUAGCUAGGAUACAUACAUACAUACAUACAUAUCCCCGGAUUGUAGUAGGCGAACUGCAGCGUGUGGAAAGUGUACGUGCGUGUGCAGAUACGAGUCUCUCUAGAACCUUCCAUUUCCGGAAAGAGAAUCUCUCCAGACCUCGUCAUUGCGAUAUGAGUCCACGAACGAUGACGACCUUGCCCGCCUUGGACACCGCCGUACCGCAACGAUCGUCGCCGAUUACCACACAAUCGGAUUCGGGCAUGCACCAAGCUACCGAGACGGAAUACGGGACCACCGCUGUGGCCGGACGUCUAUCGGACGGCAACGGGCAAGCGGAACUCUCCACACCGCGCCUCCGACUCAGUGCGUCCAAACGCCAUCAGUCGGCGCCACACGCUCCACUAGGAGCACGAUUCACCGCCAGUAACAGCAGCGACAAUUUCCUUGACAACGACAAAUACCGAACCAGUGGACACACCGCGACUAGAUAUCCACGUAGGAUUCGGCGAUCGCCCUUGGAACAACACUUUCGGGUGGACAAGGACAAUCGGGCAAUUCUACCCGGAGUACCCAUCUAUGAUCCCGACUGGAACCGAGAUGUGCACGAUUUCUUCAAUCUAGUGGUCCUCGUACCAGUGGUUGCCUUGAAUAUCAUUAAUUGGAACUGGGAUACGGUGUGGACCGUGUUUACGAUGAAUACCAAAUUGACGAUUGCCAACGCAUGGACCGGAGAGUAUUUUGAUCUCUUUCUCCUCGUCACGGUCUUUUACUUCGCGAUCGACUUGCUAUGGAUCCUGGCGUUUCCCAACUGCGUCAAGAGCCCCGCUACCAUCCUGCAACACCACGUUGCGACACUCCUGUAUUUGAUCAUUCCCUACCGACACGCCUCGUACCAAUGGUGCAUGGGAGCAUGCAUGCUGGUCGAGUGCAAUACAUGGUUUCUCAUUGCCCGAAGAGUCUUUAACAAACAAGGUUUCCCGCCGUGGAUUAUAGAUUUGAGCUUUGUCUCGAUACGUGUCAAGCUCAUUUCCAUCUUCUUUUACACCACCUGGGUUGCCAUUCGCGUCGUCCUCUACCCCUACCUACUCCCGCUAUUUUACCAAGUGUGGUUGGACCAUUCCGCCAAGGUUGGUACCAAAAUGAAUCUCGUAUUUUGGUGCGUGCCGCUACAUUCCGUGUUUUGCUUGCUCAACCUCAAAUGGUCCUACGAUUUGCUCAUGUCCAAAAUACGCUAUUGGAGACGACUCGGGAAAGACGGUGUCUACCGCAACGGUGCGGUUGCGAGUGGACUGUGA
Phaeodactylum tricornutum CCAP 1055/1 is the source of this 1384-nucleotide messenger RNA. RefSeq lists its product with no specific name. The transcript has a single exon. NCBI's taxonomy places the organism in Eukaryota, Bacillariophyta, Bacillariophyceae, Surirellales, Neidiaceae. Gene Ontology annotation, cellular component: membrane. The record is from RefSeq and is a predicted model, not a curated record. Bases 260 to 1384 code for a protein of 374 amino acids.